UGUUUGGGGCCUUUUCAGAAUUCCAAGAUGGCGGCGGCCACCCGGCUGUGCUGUGUCCUCCGGGUAUCAUUAGGAGGUGCUAGAACAUUAGGGGGUUCUGGAUUGUUCUCCUCCGUGGCUCGGCCCAGUGGAAGUUGGAUUUGUCCGGCGGCUGCUGUUCCUGCGUCUCCGGCUGCCUGGAGUCAGACUCGUCAUUCCAGCUUCUUCAACAAACUGACUGCAGAUGAGCUGUGGCGCGGUGUGUUAGCCGAGAGCGGCGCCGGGUCCAGGAAGGGUCGAGGGAAAAGAACCAAACGCAAAAUGAAGAAAGACCUGAAUCGAGGACAGAACAUCGGAGAGGGUCGUGGCGGGUUCCUCUGGCCGGGUCUGAACGUUCCCGUAAUUAAAGGCGGAACCAUCCAGUCGUUCUCUAAGCGAGGGGAGGUGGAGCAGCAGGAGUUGAGGGCGGAGCUUGAGCGUCAGAGGGACGAGUGGGACAGGAAGAGGAAGAUGAAGAUAAAGAGGGAGAGGGGCUGGUCAGGAAACUGCUGGGGAGGAAUCAGUCUCGGACACCCAGACCCCGGACCGAACGGAGAAACAUACGAGGAUUUUGACUGCAGAGUUAUUGAGGUAAAGAGUGUGUUCAACAUGACAGCCAAAGAGGGCAGGAAAAGGUCGAUCAGUGCCCUUGUUGCCGUGGGCAACAGUAACGGAGCUGCAGGCUUUGCUUUGGGAAAGGCCACAGACAGAACCACAGCCCUGAGGAAGGCCAAGAACAGAGCGAUGCACUACCUCUACUACAUCGAGAGAUACAACGACCACACCAUUUAUCACGACGUCGAGUCGACCUUCAAGAGAACCACACUGCGCAUGAAAAAACAGAAUAAAGGAUACGGGCUGCACUGUCACAGGGCUGUAAUAACUCUGUGUAAGCUGAUCGGGAUUAAGGACAUGUACGCUAAAGUGGAGGGAUCAGUGAAUCUGCUCAACAUCACCCGCGCACUCUUCCAGGGCCUGGCCAAUCAGGAGACGCACCAGUCGCUGGCCGACAGGAAGCAGCUGAACGUGGUGGAGUUUAGCGAGGAGCGAGGUCCGCUGCCCGUGGUGGUGGCGCGGCCGCAGCUCGGAGCCCGGAGCGAUCCGGAAGUGGAGGACGACGUUCCGAACACGAAGCUGCACUGGGCCGACGUUCAGCUGGCGCAGGGCAUGAAGCGCUCGGUGUGGGCCGGCGUCAAGAGAACCAUCUGGUGAUAAGUUUCACUUAAAAACACUCUGAACUCCGAGAGCGAGUAACACGCUGGGAGAAGUGCAGAGAACACAAACAGCAAAGUUCUGAGCACAGACCCGGCUCUCGGCGCGGGUCAGAACCAAGAGAUCCGCCUACACCGUGUUUAUAAUUACUCUUAUUGUUAAAGAUUAAUAAAUGUUUCAGAAAAUA
Messenger RNA from Pangasianodon hypophthalmus (striped catfish), 1417 nucleotides. RefSeq names its product mitochondrial ribosomal protein S5 (gene mrps5). Lineage: Eukaryota; Metazoa; Chordata; Actinopteri; Siluriformes; Pangasiidae. Gene Ontology annotation, biological process: translation. The transcript has 11 exons. Gene Ontology annotation, cellular component: ribosome. Bases 28 to 1230 code for a protein of 400 amino acids. The record is from RefSeq and is a predicted model, not a curated record. Gene Ontology annotation, molecular function: RNA binding; structural constituent of ribosome.